Molecule: messenger RNA, 1325 nt
Organism: Topomyia yanbarensis
Lineage: Eukaryota; Metazoa; Arthropoda; Insecta; Diptera; Culicidae
Product: clavesin-2-like
Exons: 2
Coding region: 140-1096 (318 amino acids)
Cellular component (GO): membrane
Molecular function (GO): phosphatidylinositol bisphosphate binding
Source: RefSeq, a predicted model, not a curated record
ACACGCCAUACAUUUUUUCCUCCUGUAAAACACAACGCCGUUCGUCGCUGAUUCUUCCGCUUCGCAGCAAAAUCACCACUGGCAGAGUCCAUAAGCAGUCGGCUGCCUCGUCGUAGUAGUCCGCAGUCAGCUUCGAAGCAUGGCGAGCUCGGAAAGUUUCAGUGUGGAAAAAAGUCCCGCGGAUUACAAACCGUACAGUUGCAGCCUAGCGGAUCGGGACAGACAGUUGGCCAAGGUAGAACUCGGCGAGGAUGACACAAUUCGGGAGCAAGGUCUGCAGCAGAUGCGUGAGUGGAUUGCGCGCCAUCCGCAUAUCCGGAAGUGUCGUACGGAUACGGUGUUUCUACUGAGGUUUCUGCGGGCACGUAAGUUCAACCUUCCGGAUGCAUGUGAGAUGCUGGAACGGUACCUGUCCAUGCGUCAGGUGUUUAAAAUAUGGUACGAGAAUUUGGAUCCGGAGGAUAAGUACAUGAAGCAACUGGUUGUCACGGAGGGAGCGCUGCCUUUGGGCUUUGAUGGACGUGGUCGAAUGGUAGGGUUGGUUAAGGUGCGGAAUUUUGACGUGACCAAGUACAACUGCUUCCACCUGGGUCGAUUUACGCAUAUGGCAUUGGAAGCGUUCUAUGACGAUGAACAGGUUCAGAUUGGUGGCGGCGUGGCAAUUGUGGACUGUGAGGGUGCAUCCAUGGCCCAUUUUACGUUGUUUAAACUAUCCGACAUCAGGAACUUCAUGGAGCAUCUUAAGUUGGCACUCCCGAUACGUGUUCAGGAGAUACACAUAAUCGGGCUACCUCGUAUCGGUGCCGCAAUCGGAGAUCUCAUCCUCAGUUUCGCUAGCACCGAGAUGAAACGUCGAAUUCAUUUUCACGCAACCUUGGCAGAUGCAUUGCAACUGUUAGAUCAAUCGUUACUGCCGAUGGAGUACGGUGGCACUCAGGAUGCGAGGGACAUAACCGAGAGAUUACGUCAGCGUUUGGAGGCUGCGAGGAAAGCGUUGGUUCAGCUGGACGAGUUGGAGAUAGAUGUGUCGCCUUACGCUGGAUUCUGGAACCACGGCAGGGAUGAAGAUGUCGAGUUCGGAAUGGAGAUUGAUUGAACCGAAACGGGGGCAUAACUCAAAAUGGUUUCACGAGAUCGACUCAAUUGGUGGUUUAAUCUUCUUAAAUAUACAGAUGAUAUAAGUUAGGGUUAGCUAUGUGGCGCAUAAUUAUAUGAACUGCGUUUUCGACAUUCCGUUAGAGAUAUGUGUAUUAGAUCUCUUUACUGUGUGACUGAACUGAAAAUAUAUUCUGUUAUAUGUGUUGCGUUUGGGUUUGAAUGAAUAA